Messenger RNA from Physcomitrium patens, 2842 nucleotides. RefSeq lists its product as uncharacterized. Gene Ontology annotation, cellular component: chloroplast thylakoid membrane; cytoplasm. Gene Ontology annotation, molecular function: heat shock protein binding. The record is from RefSeq and is a predicted model, not a curated record. NCBI's taxonomy places the organism in Eukaryota, Viridiplantae, Streptophyta, Bryopsida, Funariales, Funariaceae. Gene Ontology annotation, biological process: protein refolding.
AUGUGGUUCACGGUCGUGAGUGUAUGUCCGUCCGAGAGUGUAUGGCCGUGUGUGUAUGUCCGUGUGAAGCGCCGGGUGUGGAGGUUCGCAGUCGGAGGUGAAGAGUUCUGCCAAGCUUCGUCACAAUCUGAAGCUGGGUUCCCAUUUUUAGGGUUCGAUGCCACCAUUUUUGCGAAGUGGGUGACACGGAAAUGUGGUCACAAGCGAACUAAGAGAGUGAUGGUCGCAAGGAUGGUGGCAAUUCACAUGGCGAUGGCAGUGCAGGCCCCGCCGAGAUCCUCCUCCGCCUCUGCAAUGCCUCGACAUCAGAAGACGAAAUUGACGUUGAAGGAGUCUGGCAAUGGAUAUGUGGCUAUGGAGAGAGCGCUGUUCGCAGCUGGGGAGGGAAGAUUGUGGGUUUUGCAGAAUCGAUUUGAAUCGGAAGCAAAGGGGAUUGCGAAAAGGAAGAAGGGUGGGUGCAGGACGUGCGUAUGCAUGGGUAUGGAUUACUAUGCCACUCUAGGUGUAUCGAAGACAGCGACCAAGUCUGAGAUCAAGGCUGCGUAUCGGGAGCUAGCCCGGAAGUAUCAUCCGGACGUGAACAGCGAAGAAGGUGCCGAUGAGAAAUUCAUGGAGAUCACCCUAGCCUACAAGCUUCUGACUCAUGAUGAGAAGAGACCAAUAUAUGAUCUAUUCGAAUAUGAGGAGCCCAUGGUUAAGGGCAGAGCUGGUGGUGCAGAUCCUUACUGGACGAAUACGAUUGACGUUUAUGAGUUCUCCGGAGAAGAAAUGGGCGAUAUUGGGGGUGUUGGGGGUAUGGGAGGUAUGAGACCCAAUACACAACAUGGCCCCAAAUCCAAUCAGGGCGAAAAUAUUCGAUUUGAAAUGACUUUACCAUUGAAGGAGGCCAUCUUUGGAACGCAGAUAGUGUUUGACGUCACGCAUUUAGAAACUUGCAGCACGUGUUCAGGAACUGGUGCUAAGCUCCGCAGUAGGAGAAAGAAAACUUGCCAAACUUGUUUCGGUGUAGGGCAAUUUGCUCAAUUGUCACAAACUCCGUUUGGAGAAUUCUCGGAGGUUGCAAUUUGUCCAAAGUGUGAUGGAGAGGGUCAAGUGCCAGCCCAUUAUUGCACUGAAUGUCGCGGAGAUGGAAGGGUGAAUGUAGUAAGAAACAUAAAUGUUGAAAUUCCUGCAGGUGUUAAGAAUGGGAGCACACUUCGUGUUCGUGGAGAAGGUCAUGCAGGCAAGAGAGGGGGGCCACCAGGAGAUCUACAUAUUUUGCUGAGAGUGUCACGGAGAUAGUUGUAGAAAUUCAAAAUGGCUUCUGUUUUCCUCUACACCUGGGUGGACUUCUUCAUAUCCCCGUUUCUUAAUUAGGGAGUGAGCUUAUGACGCUCUACCAACCCAUUCGUUUUUGUUUCGGAAGAGUUUAAGUCCCUAUAAUUGAUUGAUUCGUACUGUGCUAGUGUAAAGUAUAAUUUUUCAUUAAAACGACAGCUCCAUUCUAUAUCCCAAGGGUUGGUCCUAUGUAGACCUUGAUAUUUAGUGAUUACUGCACUUAGCAACCAAUUUGUAUAGACAUAGAACUAUUUGCUGUAACACUGUUCUUCUAUGAAGGUUUCGUCAUCAGUUUUGAGCUGGUGAAAGAUUAAAGACGGAGGCUAUUCGGAAACAGAAGACUCCGAAUAGUAUUGAAGAACGCUCGGGUUAAGGCGAUUGUCAAAGGAAAGUUUAUUAUACGAAUCUAGUUGCAAUAGAAGAACUUCUCAGAUUGAUAAGAUGCCAAAUGAAUCAACUUUUUGUACACUGGUGUUGGUCAUUCUUGAAAGCUCAGCAGUUUCGCACGAUGGACUCCAUUUCGCAAGACAAGCGGGCACUAGUGUAAGACAUACAGCUAUCACCUCCGACGGCAUCUCAUGAAUUCCACGACCGCUGCAAGAUGGCUCAGAAGAAGGGCUUCAGUUGUACGACGACCCCAAGAACAGCUCUUUUACUUAAAAACGAACCCACUCAGUGUCACUUGGAAACAGAUACAAAAUAGGGCGCUUAUUCAUCCAAAUUUCAAAGCUCAUGGUUUUCUGUGUCCAUGCAUUGGAAAGCCUCUGUCUGGCAGGUCGUCAUGACGGUAAGAGCAGAUCCCCAGAAUAAGAAUCGGAAGGAAUUGGUCGGCUUUCAAACCAGGGAAGGGAAGUUGGGGUGCUGUUAAGAAUCCUACAGGGUAUUCCAAUUAAACCACUGCAAUGGUUUUUUCCUUUUAUCUUAUUAGAAUGGUAGUUAAACGCCAGCGUGGCUCUAGAGACAUGUGUACGUAUGCCACGAUGUCACAAGUGGUCUCAUUUGUGGUUGGGCCUCUACAAUUAGCAGCUAAAAAUUCCGGGCCUUACACCGUCUUUGGUCGUCAGUGCCUUUUCUUCACCCUACCCUUCUACGCCUUCUUUCGUUGGUCACUGCUGGAGUCACGUCUCUCCGUAAAUGGCUGAUAGGUGUCUAUUAAGUAAUACAUUUUGAAAUCCCAAUCGGAACGGUAGCAGACAACCCUAAUCCAAACGGUGAGUAGUUGUCCUUUAGGAACUAAAAAUCUUAGAGUAGACUAGUUAUCUUUACUUGGCUUCGUAGCUGCUGUUGAGUUUAAUGACCAGUUGUAACGAAUAGACUGGCCGUCUUGCUCAGCUAGUUGAAGUUCUUAUCCAGUGUCGAAGGUUUCGCUUAGAAGGCCAAAUUCCAAAGGUGUUAAACUCAACAGUAAAAUGUCGGCCUUAUGAUCUCGGCGAUUCGACACUGAUUCCAGUGAAUUGUAAUUUGAACUCCUAGAAACUUAUCGUUUCUGGAAUCCUCCGAUAACACAAGUACUCCUUGUGGGUUA